Messenger RNA from Amaranthus tricolor (Joseph's coat), 1544 nucleotides. RefSeq lists its product as uncharacterized. The coding region runs from base 471 to 1544 and encodes 357 amino acids. The transcript is spliced from 6 exons. The record is from RefSeq and is a predicted model, not a curated record. NCBI's taxonomy places the organism in Eukaryota, Viridiplantae, Streptophyta, Magnoliopsida, Caryophyllales, Amaranthaceae.
CUUUUUGACUUUUCACAUGGACAUAAUAACUCUAACUGUUGAUGUUCUUUUAUAAAUUUAGAUUUAUACAUGUAUUUUAUCAGUAAAAGCAUAUUAAGUGUACCAUUAUACCAAAUGUCUCAUUUCCUAACAAAAAUGUUGAAUUGUGCAAUGUUUCCGGGGGAUAUAUUCUUCGAUUGUCGUAAGUUGUAGAGUGCGUGCUUCUUGUGCCCAUCCUUGCAUCUCGCCCUUGCAGUUGAUUUUUUUUAUAGCUUGGCCCUACAAACUUUUUUAAUAUAUAUACGAGUAUUAUAAAAUUCGGUGGUUCAAUGAUAAAAGAAAGUUUUUUUGUUAUGUGGUUAGAUAGUGUAAAUAGUUAUUAAUUAUUUGACUGUAUUUAUUUUCGGUUUUUUAACUUUUAUCUUCUAGUUCCACUCCAGUAGUAUUCUUAAUUGCUUUAUUGAUCCUUGAAGAGUGAAGAUGGUGACAUAAUGGACUGCAUUGACAUUUAUAAGCAACCAGCUUUUAAUCAUCCUGCUCUAAGAAACCACAUAAUUCAGAUUGCUCCAAGCUCUGUUAUGACAAUGAAGCCUGAAGCUGCAAUAACAAAAGAAAAGUGUAGCAUGAUUCAUACUCACCAGUUAUGGAGAAAGAAUGGAAGCUGUCCUAUCGGAACAAUUCCUGUUCGGAGAAACUGUCAAACUGAUGUUCUCGAUUGCAAUCUUGCAGCCAAAUACGGUAGAAAGAAUCGGCCUAGCAUUCAAUAUGAGUUAAAAACAUCCAACUAUCUUCAAGCAAACCAUGCGUUUGCGAUCAUGAUGACCGAAGGAUUCAACUACCAUGGCGCCAAAGCGGACAUUAAAGUAUGGAACCCUUACGUUGAACAUGAUGAUGAGUAUAGUACUUCCCGAAUCAUUCUAGAAAAUGGGGCUUACAAUAACUAUGAGUGUGUCGAGUCUGGAUGGAUGGUGAAUCCGAGUGUGUAUGGAGAUCGAGAAACUCGUAUAUAUGCCUAUUGGACUGUAGAUGGUUCUAGCACAACAGGUUGCUUUGAUCUCAUGUGCCCUGGAUUUGUACAAACAAGCAAUGAGAUAGCUCUUGGUGGUGUAAUUAAAUCAAUCCCAGUUCCUGGUGGUCUUCCAUGGAUCAUGACUCUACACAUUGUAAGGGAUCCAAUCUCGAAGAAUUGGUGGCUAAGAUACCAAGGAAACAUAAGUAUAGGUUACUGGCCAGCAGAAUUGUUCAAGGCAUUAAGAUCAACAGUAGAAGUAAUUCAAUGGGGAGGUGAAAUCUACAGUACAAGACUUGGGCAUCCUGGUCAUACAAAGACUGAGAUGGGAAGUGGAGAUUUACCUUUGGUUAUUCAACCAAAUUCAACUGGUUGGUUUAAAAGGAUGCGUAUUCAGGAAAACUCCAUGGAUCUUAAGCAACCAGAAUCUGCUUAUACUUAUUCAGAUGAUCACAGAUGCUACCCUAUCUACUUACGUAAAGAUCAGUAUGCUGAACCUGAGUUUUAUUAUGGAGGUCCUGGUAAGGAUUGGCAUAGCCUUCUAUGUGCUUAUUGA